AUGGCAUUGGUCAGCAUCUUGGUCACCACAUUGGUCAGCACCUUGGUCACCACGUUGGUCAGCACCUUGGUCAGCACAUUGGUCACCACGUUGGUCGUCGCAUUGGUCAGCAUUUUGGUCACCACUUUGGUCAGCACGUUGGUCAACACUUUGGUCAGCACAUUGGUCAGCACUUUAGUCAACACGUUGGUCAGCAUCUUGGUCACCACUUUAGUUAACUAUUACACAAUCACGUACAACGAUUAA
Molecule: messenger RNA, 246 nt
Organism: Babesia bigemina
Lineage: Eukaryota; Apicomplexa; Aconoidasida; Piroplasmida; Babesiidae
Exons: 1
Coding region: 1-246 (81 amino acids)
Source: RefSeq, a predicted model, not a curated record